Molecule: messenger RNA, 576 nt
Organism: Adineta ricciae
Lineage: Eukaryota; Metazoa; Rotifera; Eurotatoria; Adinetida; Adinetidae
Source: the annotation of a GenBank genome assembly
AUGUCGCGAUCGAACAUAUUAUGUAAACGUUUGCACCAAGAUAUUGCUGAAUUGAAGCGUUUGAAUACAGAAGAUGCCGAAGUUCGAUUCAAAGUAUUACAGUCGCCAUUCGACGAUGACGAUGACGACGACGACAUGCCCAAGAGUGUUGCACAAAAAGAAUGUGAACUAAUUGGUCUAAUCUAUCCUCAAUCGAAUAUAUACAAAGAUGCUGCAUUCAAAAUUAAAAUCAAUUUGCCUCCAACAUUUCCAAUGGUUCCACCUACCGUCACUUUUGUUACUCCAAUCUAUCAUCCAAAUGUAACAGACAAAGGUAGGCUAAAACCGGCUGAUUCAUUCUCGACUCCAGUAAUGCAUAUAGGAGAGUUCUGUAAUGGACUGUUAACAAGAAACAGCAAUUGGUUAUCAACUACAUCUUUGAUCGAAGUUGUUAAAAUUGUUACUCAGCAUAUCGAUGAGCCUGAUCCUGCUAAUUCGAUCCGUGCAGCUGUAGGUGUUGAGUACACAAACAAUCGAGCUCAGUUCGAGAAGAACGCACGAGAACAUAUUUUAAAAUAUGGUGAACCACGUAAAUGA